UUAACCAAAAAACAUCACACCAUUCACGUGAACCCCAUUCCCGUCUCCCGAGUCCCCACCCCGUCCCGCCGCAUCGCCGCCGGCGAACUCCCGCCCCCCCGCGAGCUUGAGCCCGAUGUGAGAGGCGCCAAACCCCUCCUCCAUGGAUCACGCCGACGAGGAGCCGGCCACCAAGCGAGCCAAGCUCUCCGAUGGCGGCGGCGGCGACCUCCUCAGCGCGCUGCCCGACGAUAUUCUCAUCCACAUCCUGCUCAGGCUCGGCAACGCCGACGUUUCCGCUCGGACCAGCGUCCUCUCCAGCCGCUGGCGCCGCCUCUGGGCCUUCCUCCCGGGGCUCCACUUUCCCCCCGACACCGACCCAGACACCAUACGGGCCGUCCUCGCCGCCCAUGAGGCGCCCGCCCUCCACUGCCUCCGCGUCCUCGCCAGGGACGCCCAUGCCGAUUUCGUGGCGGCGUGGAUCCCCAUCGCCGCCCGCCGCCUCUCCGGCGAUCUGACCUUCAUCAACAUUGCGUCGCCGGACAUCGUGAGGGAUGAGGCCGGGGACAGAGGCGCCUUCGAGCUGCCGUGCUUCGAGAAUGCCACCUCGGUCACCCUCCAGCUAGGGUUCCUUCGCGUCGCAGUGCCGGCCUCUGGCAUAGCCGCCCGGCUCACCGAUCUCCACCUGGAUAACUUCCGGCUACAAGCUCCGUGUGUGCUCGGCGACGUUUUCUCAUCGCCUUUGUGCCCGUCAUUACAAAGACUCGCCAUCCAUGACGCCUCGGGUGUUGACAAAUUCACCAUCAGCUCUGAGUCCCUCCUGGAACUGGAGCUGAUGAAUCUAGACGGUUUGCAGCAGCUCACUGUUGUGGCACCGGCGCUCGAAGAGCUAAGAGUGGCCUUCUGCUUUCUGAAUUUUCGGAAUCCGAAUCAACCGGUUGCCAACAUCUCAGCCCCUCAGCUGGUGUUGCUCGAAUGGAGGGAUGCCUAUGAUCCAUGCUCCGUCCAGCUUGGCGAGAUGCCACACCUACAACGGCUCGGCACUGGCAUUUUUCUUGUAUAUGGACCAGAUGACUUUAAACCCAACCGUGAUUGCCUCAGUUUUUUGGGCCAGUUCAAGGUUGUGCACAGUCUAACCAUCCCGCUGCUCUAUAAUUCGGCCAUAGGUAACAAUCGAUACUUGAUGGAAGACAUGACAAAACUACCUGACAUUACAUUAUUGUGUUUGCCUGUGAUGUCAAAAGGACAUUCCGUUGGAGCCAGCUCGUUCCACAUUCUCAGAGUCUGUACUGGUGUAAGAAAGCUGGCACUAAAAUACUUAGAGGCGCAUACUCCAUGCUCAUCGGGAUGCAUUUGUGACCAACAAACAAUGUGGAAAACGGAGGAACUUGUGCUGGAUGGCCUCCAAGAAGUAGAAAUCAGUGAACUGUCAGGAACUGAACGUGAAGGCGAAUUUGUGCAACGGUUAUUCAGUUGGGCAACAGCGCUAAAAAGAUGACAAUAUCCUUUCAUCACUCGAUUACUGAAAGCAAGGCCAAGGGGUUAUGCCAGAUGUUACAAAGCUUCUCCAGAUCAGGAAUAGAUAUGAAAUUUUAUGUGCACAGCAGGUUGGCCGGGAGGGUUUUGUAUGCUCCAGAAGACUAAGGCAGUGACUUGCUGAUUCUUUUCAAAAGCUACAGGUUUGCAUCGUACCAAUGUUGGCAUGCUCUAGAGCGGUGAUGAGUUCAUGUCAGAGGAUUAUGAUAAUGCUGUCGGGAUUGUCUUUGCCUCUUUGGGUUGUGUGUCCGUGUUUAUUUGUCUCUGUGAUCUGUACGAAACUUUGUAUACCAAAUAAUCAGCUAGUAUCCGCUGCAUGCCCUGAUUUCUAA
This is a messenger RNA of Lolium perenne, 1847 nucleotides long. RefSeq names its product F-box protein At5g03100-like. Lineage: Eukaryota; Viridiplantae; Streptophyta; Magnoliopsida; Poales; Poaceae. Gene Ontology annotation, molecular function: protein binding. The record is from RefSeq and is a predicted model, not a curated record.